CGGGCGCCCAGUCGGUAUCAUCACAAACGCACCGACCACAGUCACGUCCGCUCAUACCCGCGCAAACACAACGCGACCUCAUACAUUAUCAUAAUAAUAUAAUAGUGUAACACUAUUACCGCGUACAGUAUUCACCUAUACAAUAUAACAAACAUGUCGUCCGCAGUGUUCCGUCGGGUUUCGUUCGUCUGCGCCGCCGUCGCCUUGGCCACAGCCGCCGGUCUCGCCUCCGCCUCGCCGGCGCAGCAACAGCAAGAGGACGCGGGCGGCGCCGCGGGUUUGGGCACGGUCUUGUGGUCGGUGCUGGACAACUGCUUCGACCCGGACUCGACCGAACCGGCCGCGGUCUGCCUCAAGCUGAAGGCGCUGACCGCGCUGGACCGCGCGCUGGCUAAGCCCAACGUGGCCAUCGUGGACGGCGUGUCGCUGGCCGCCCGGGCCGGCAAGUCCCUGACCGAACCGCACACUGAGAAGGCCGACCGCGCCGCCCUGGACGCUGCCAAGGACCCGGAGCACAAGAACGCGCUGUUGGACGACAUGCUCGUCGGCCGCAUGGACAAACUCGUGUCCACCAGGACCAUCGUGUUGGACGGACAAGAAGGUGAGCCCGCGUGAUAGUAAUUUUUUCCGGCACACAGUAUCAGGCACUUUUUUCUUCUUUUUUUUUUCUUCAAAAAUAAUGUACGAGUUUGUUUCCGAAUCGGUGUUGCCAAUCAUCAUUCGUAUAUACGUAUGAAUUCGAAUUGUGUUUGCAAUAGAAUUUGAAUUUCAAAAACAUUAGACGUUCCCCCUUAUAGAAACGUACCGAAAACGAAAUUGACCGAAAUAAUUCAACCGCUCGCUGUUUACAUGGAGACGAUAUUAUAUACGUAUGACUGGUAUACCGUAUGGCACGUAUUAUGAUGCGUUCCGUGUAAACACGGAAAUCGUGCAGGUUCCCCGUCCUGUUAUUUCGUUGUUAGUUUAUCGCGGGCGGAAAUCUCGUACCAUCGUCGCCACCGUCGAUGUUACCGUCGCCGCGGUAACGUCGGUAACCGCGCACGAUUGGGAUCGUAAUCUCCGAUGAAAAUUCUCGCGUUUAUGAUGUUGCCGACCGGCGGUGGCGGCAGCGCACGAUUUGCACUUUGCGCUGCAAUCGAGCAGAUCGCGCGCGCGUUGAUUUUCGACAAAAAAAAAAUUCGACCCGUCUGCUCUUCUGCUAAAUUUUUUUUUUUCAAUUUUCGAAGCGGUAAGCCGCGAGCGUAUGUCGUUUUCACUGUCGCAUCAAACCGACUGCCGGGACGACGGCGUUCUGUCCGGUUCCGCGUACCGCAGACUUCCAAACGUUUCGAUCGUUUCUGUUAUUUUUCUUUUGAAACGGCACCGCCGCGUCUUCGCGUCGUCGGUCGCAAAACUCUUUUCCCCGCGCGGACGAUUGACAGAGACAGUUGGUAAUUUUUCUCGUUUUCCGCAGGUCGGGGCAAGAAGAAGGAACAGAAGGCCAUACAACAAGCCAUGAUGAUGGCCGGUAUGAUGGCCGCCGCGGUCAUGGGCCCGAUGGCGUUCAAGAUCGUCGCGCUGAUGGCCGGUAAGGCGUUGUUGAUCAGCAAAAUCGCUCUGGUCCUGUCCGGUAUCAUAGCGCUGAAGAAACUCCUUCAGCCCCAACAAGGCGGCCACGAAACCGAGUCGGUGUCCCAUCAUUACGGCCGCAGCCUGAACUUGGACGCUCACGACAUCGCGUACGCGGGUCAAAAGCAAUAAUUGACGCCGCCGGAAUCGCAAGACUAUUACCUAUAUAAUACCUAAUUUAUUUAUUAUCAUAUUUAUUCGUUUGAACAUAUUUUUAGCCAACAGGUUUAAUUAUAAUAAAAUAUUAUAAAUAUUUAUUUUAUUUAUUAGUAUAUAUUGAUGUACUUUUUAUUUUAUUGAUUUAUAUAAAUAUAAAGAAUCACAGAUCUGAACUGAAAAAAAAA
This is a messenger RNA of Cinara cedri, 1952 nucleotides long. Lineage: Eukaryota; Metazoa; Arthropoda; Insecta; Hemiptera; Aphididae. The record is from the annotation of a GenBank genome assembly.